AUGUUCUCCGCCGCCGUAUUCUUGGCCACAAACGGCGGUGAUUGUUGGGUUCCCGCUGAGAUAAAUCCUCUGAAGCCGAGGCCAACGCCGCAAAACCUGAACCCUACCAGGCCUAAACUGGACAGCACAGGCCUUGAACUCCCCAAGGGCACCUCCCGCUCCUUCCAAGCUCCCACCGGCUGGUCCAACCGUUUCUGGGGACAAACCGGCUGCGAUUUCGACAAUUUUGGCAGAGGUUCCUGCGCCACCGCCGAUUGUGGUUCCGGGCGAAUCGAAUGCAAGGGGGCCGGCGCCAGCCCCCUGGCACUUUAG
Molecule: messenger RNA, 312 nt
Organism: Linum trigynum
Lineage: Eukaryota; Viridiplantae; Streptophyta; Magnoliopsida; Malpighiales; Linaceae
Source: the annotation of a GenBank genome assembly